Striga hermonthica is the source of this 579-nucleotide messenger RNA. NCBI's taxonomy places the organism in Eukaryota, Viridiplantae, Streptophyta, Magnoliopsida, Lamiales, Orobanchaceae. The record is from the annotation of a GenBank genome assembly.
AUGGAUCCGAACCCAAACCCGGCUCACCCGCUCCACCAGAUUGCCUCCAACCCGACCCACAAACUCCUCCUCAAGCAGUGGCUCAAGGAACAGGACCUCAUCCUCACCCGCAUCUCCCUCCGCCAGACCCAGCUCGACUCCGCCCGUACCCACCUCGCCGCCCUCCACGCCCUCUUCUUCCUCUUCCAUUCCGCCGCCCUUCUCCUCCUCUUCUCCGCCGCCGGCGACCCAGGCCUCUGCCUCCGCUCGUGGGUCCCCUCCCUCUGCUCCCUCGCCUGCUCACUGGGCCUCAUCUGGGCCUCCCGGCACAAAUCGGGCCUCGGGAGCCGCCUGGAGAGGAUGCUGGAGAGAGAGGAGGAGGACUCGUCGCUGCUCGGGAAGUGCGUGGAGGAGCUAAGGCGGAAAGGCUCGGACUUUGAUCUGAUGAGAGAGGUCGAUGCUCUCCGGCGGGCCAAGAGCCUCCGGGUCGUCGAGAGGAGGCCCGGAAGGAAAUGGUCGGGCCGGGAUGUUGGGAGUCUGUUUCUUCUUGCGGUGUCUUGUUUGGUGUUGGGUCUGAUUAGGGUUGUGUUGUGUAGGUAG